AUGACACCACAGGCGAAACCUCCUGCACCCCUUCCAGCCCUAUACACGGUAUACGUGCUGCGGUCGACGGUGCGACGAGCAUCUCUAUAUAUCGGAUCGACGCCCAACCCUCCUCGACGGCUGAAGCAGCACAAUGGCGACGCCAAGGGUGGCGCGGCGCGGACGUCGCGGGAUACACUACGGCCUUGGGAGAUGAUUGCUCUCGUGUCGGGGUUUCCCAGCAUGGUAGCGGCGCUCAAGUUUGAAUGGGCAUUGACAAACCCUCACCUGUCGCUACAUAUCCCCGACGAGGCGCGCAUCGCCACAUCAACGCAGAGAAAGCGAAAUGGCAUGCCGAAACGGCCACCGCACACCCUGAGGUCCAUCAUGUCCAACAUACACCUUCUCACUGGGGUGCCUAGCUUCGUCAAGUGGCCGCUCAACCUGCACUUCAUGGCCAGGGAUGCGCGGUCGACGUGGGACGAGUGGCUCCGGUCGAGCGACAAGAGUGCACGGGGAGGAUUGAAAAUCUACGAAGACUUUGGGCCGGACGUGCCAUCGUCCAAGUCUGCAGCAGCACCACCGGCGCACGGUAUUCACGCCUUACCGCUUGACUACACGCCCAUGAUAGAGUACGUGGCAAAGGCGCACGGCGUGGUGUCAUUUGAGCAGGAGGGAGAAUGUGUUCACUGUGAGCAGACGUUGGAGUCUGGAGGUGGACUGCAUCCCAUGUGUCCCCACGCCGGAUGCGAUGCCAUGGGUCAUCUUACCUGCUGGGGAGAUGGGGCACGGCGAGCCGCAGAUGAUGAGAGGAGUGUGCUGCCCAGCGCGUGUGUAUGUCCGUCGUGCGGGGGGGAGAUACGAUGGGGCGAUAUGAUGAAGGAGCUCAGUCUGCGUGUCAGGGGACAGAAGGAGGUUGAGAAGCUGCUCAAAAAGAAGAAGAGGAUUGACAAGGUGGCGGCGUCCCAAUCUCAAGCAUGA
Molecule: messenger RNA, 960 nt
Organism: Geosmithia morbida
Lineage: Eukaryota; Fungi; Ascomycota; Sordariomycetes; Hypocreales; Bionectriaceae
Product: structure-specific endonuclease subunit SLX1
Exons: 2
Coding region: 1-960 (319 amino acids)
Biological process (GO): double-strand break repair via homologous recombination
Cellular component (GO): Slx1-Slx4 complex
Molecular function (GO): crossover junction DNA endonuclease activity; 5'-flap endonuclease activity
Source: RefSeq, a predicted model, not a curated record